GUCCGGCAUGGGCGGCGAUGGGCAGUUGCAUGGGUCUGCGCUGGGCCGCGUUUGCACCGUCACGUUUCCACAGGCCCAUGGAACUCCACGCGUGAUUCUGGACACCGAAUAUGUAUGUACCAUAGGAUGGUCCUUCUUCGACCAUCUCCUUGUCGCCUUGGCACCAUCUUCAGUGUGUCUCCGCCUCUGCCACAUCAAAAACGACGACGACAUUCGGUGGGUCGUUAAUGAUGCAACCCUGCUCGCCCUGUUUGAAGAUUCAUGCAACCAACAUCACACCCUGCAUGCAGUUGAGGAUCAUCCUUCCUAUCGCGCUGGAAGGAUUGUCGUGGAGUCGCAUGCGAGUCCAGACUUCUCUCCCAAGCUCUGCAGUGUGGAAAUUGCGCGCAUUCAAGAAAUGGAAGAAGAAAAGUCCAAGCACUCUCAAGAGCAAUGUGACGAUAGCAGCGUCGACGACAUUGCGCUGGAAGAUCACAACCUGUCUGACAUCGAAGUCAAGGUCACCAGCUCGACUAUCCAUGCCACAAAUCUCAUGAACAGCAUUCGGCACUUUUUCGAUCCCAAGCCUGCCAUGUCCAACUCAAUCGAUGACCCCGAGCCAAAAAAGACCAACUGGUGGUCUGCAUCAACGCAGCUUUUUCUCAAACCAUUUGCUUCCAAGUCCACAGCCACGAAGCAGACGAAAAUUCCCGACAUGACGUACCGAUAUUCGGAGCCUCCCAUGCGGCCCAUGAGCGCAUCGCAUCAGAUCCAGUUCCCAAGGAUGUCGUACAAUACCCAGCCAACCGAAGGCGACACCACUCAACACAACUUCCACAUCUCGUCGUCGUGGCACCACCAUGCAGAUCGCAUGAGUGCUUCGAUGAAUCUCCCCACCACCAAGGAGAGCACGAUGGGUUCCUUUGUUUGGAUUUAGACAAGCAACUUAAUGCGCCAUAACUUAUUCAUAAGGUUAGCAACUCUGUGUCGUCGUCAUUGCA
Aphanomyces invadans is the source of this 980-nucleotide messenger RNA. RefSeq lists its product as hypothetical. The transcript has a single exon. The record is from RefSeq and is a predicted model, not a curated record. NCBI's taxonomy places the organism in Eukaryota, Oomycota, Saprolegniomycetes, Saprolegniales, Verrucalvaceae. Bases 8 to 916 code for a protein of 302 amino acids.